Messenger RNA from Exserohilum turcica Et28A, 990 nucleotides. RefSeq lists its product as uncharacterized. Gene Ontology annotation, molecular function: lipid binding. The annotation marks the transcript as partial. The transcript has 2 exons. Gene Ontology annotation, cellular component: mitochondrial inner membrane. NCBI's taxonomy places the organism in Eukaryota, Fungi, Ascomycota, Dothideomycetes, Pleosporales, Pleosporaceae. Gene Ontology annotation, biological process: ubiquinone biosynthetic process. The record is from RefSeq and is a predicted model, not a curated record.
AAUGCCGCCAACACGACUAGCUACCGCGCUGUUCGGGACGUGCCGAGCAGCCUCGAUUCGCCCCGCCGCCUCGUGGAGCCGGCGAUGCCUGUACCAUUCCUAUGACUAUGCUGCGCCGCCGCCAUUCCCCCCCGCUGAAAAUGCCAUACUCUCAUCCGCCUAUGCACACGUACCCAAGCACGGCUUUACUAUCGAUGCGCUGAAGCUCGGUGCACGAGAUGCCGGCUACCUCGAUGUCUCGACCAAUUUGCUUCCACGGGGCGUCUUUGAUUUGAUCAACUACCAUCUGGUCACUCAGCGGCUGGCCCUGCAAAGCACUGUGCAGUUCCCCCAAGAAGGCGAGCACGGGAAAAAGAUGGGUGCCGGUGCAAAGGUCGGGAUUUUGACUCUGGCGCGGCUCCGCGCAAAUGCGCCCGUUAUCCAUCGCUGGCAAGAGGCGCUCGCGAUCAUGGCUCAACCAACAUACGUCCCCGCAUCACUGGCAGAACUAGCCAAACUCGCAGACGAAAUAUGGUUUCUGGCAGGCGAUCAGAGUGUCGAUAGCAGCUGGUACACCAAACGAGCAACCCUUUCGGCCAUCUAUUCGUCGACCGAGCUCUACAUGACGCAAGACAAGUCGGCCAAUUUUGCAGAGACUGAGCAGUUUCUGGACAAUAGAUUACAGGACCUGAUGCAGGUUGGUGGCUUCAUGGGCAGUCUCAGCGAAUGGCUCAACUACACGGGCCAUUCGACCCUCAACGUGCUCAGGAGUAAGGGCGCUCGCAUUUAGGCCAAGGCUCUUUUCCAGCCCCCGCCCGGCUGUCUAUGCUAAACACCAUGUCCACCGACAAGGCCAUCGGCAUCGACAAGCGUCUGCCGUUCAGCCCCCCGUGGCGCGCCGAGGUUUUUGUUCUUGGACCGAUCGAUACAGGCAUAUUUGCGCCCGCGGAAUACACGUCAGGCACCGACGUCAUAACACAUUGAAUCUCGAUUGCAUCUGUGAUUUGGCGC